This is a messenger RNA of Emiliania huxleyi CCMP1516, 1593 nucleotides long. RefSeq lists its product as hypothetical. NCBI's taxonomy places the organism in Eukaryota, Haptophyta, Isochrysidales, Noelaerhabdaceae. Gene Ontology annotation, molecular function: acyltransferase activity, transferring groups other than amino-acyl groups. Bases 1 to 1593 code for a protein of 530 amino acids. The transcript has 4 exons. The record is from RefSeq and is a predicted model, not a curated record.
AUGCUGGCGGGGACUCUGCUCGCGCUGGCGAUCUCCGUCCGCCGCGCCUCAACGCUGACGGAGGAGUUUCGGUGCGCCCGUCUCGUCGCCGACUGCUUCGGCGGCUGGCCUUUCGCGCGGCUCGCGUCACUGCGCGCGCCGGGCCUCGAGGCGAACGUCUUCUUCCGGCCGAUCGGCCCGCCCGCCGUCGCCGCUGCACUUGACAGCGACGGCGGCCUCUGCGGCACCGCUCAGCUCAUGAAGGUCGAGCUUUCCCGCGCCACAGGGGCGGAGAGCGCCGGCCGCGUGGUCGCCUUCACGCAGAGCGUGAGCGUGGCGGCGGCGGCAAGGCGGCGCGGUGUCGGCCGCGCGCUGGUCGCCUUCUGCGAGGAGGAGGCGCGGGAGGUGUGGGCGGCUGACGGCGUCGACGAGGCCUGGCUCGCGGUGGCGACGGAGAACGAAGCUGCGCGGGCGCUGUACGACAGCUUGGGGUACCAGAGCUGCGGCGAGGCGCGCGGCAACUUGCUGCUCCGCAAGCGCCUCGCCACGGGCGCAGCCAGCGCGGGCGAGGGCUCGCAAGGCAUCGCCGAGUACUCGGACCCCGGACGAGGCUCGCGCAUCGUCGCGUGCGAGGCUGUCGAUGCCGCCGCCGACGCUUCCGCCGCCGACCGCCGCGCGCCUCUGAGCGGUGGCGUCGGCUGGUCGCCGCUGCUGUCCAACUUGGGCGUGCAGGUGCUCUACUCGGCGGCUGCCUCUCGCCCCUCCCUGCCGCAUGGUGGGGAGCCUCAGCAGCCGCAGCCGCAGUCUCCACCGCAGCCGCAGCCGCAGUCUCCACCGCAGCCGCAGCCGCAGCCGCAGCAGCCGCAGCGGCAGCAGCGGCAGCUCGACUACACGCCUGCGCAGGCUGAGCAGAUGCGGCCGCUCUACGAGGUCUCCGCCGCCGAGCCGUCGUUCCCGCGCGCCGCGACGGCGAUCGUGGCGUGGCAGCUCGCCGUCGCCUUGGCAGAGGAGCUGUACUACCGCGGCUUCGUCGAGUCUGCGGGCGUGCUCGCCAUCAGCUACCCGCUCCGCGCUGCCGGGGUGGACAUCGCCGCGGCGGGCGCGCUGCCGCUCGUCGAGGGCUUGCCGUUGCUCGUGAGCGCCGCGCUGUUUGGGCUGGUGCACGCGGAGUUUGUCGAGGGUGCCGCCGCCGCAGCCCACGCCGAUGACGCGGCGGGGGCGAGGGCGGCGGGGGCGGCGGGGGCGGUGGAGGCGGUGGAGGCUGAGGCGGUGGAGGCGGUGGAGGCGGUGGAGGCGGUGGAGGCGGUGGAGGCUGAGGCGGCGGGGGCGGCCGACGCGGCGCCUGCUCCGCCGAUCUCCGCCAGCGGCGUGCGAGACACAAAGGCGUUCUGGUUCCGCGCCACCGCCGCGUACGGCGCGCUGUACUCUUCGCUGUACGUGCUGAGUGGCCACCGGCUGCUCGCGCCGGUUUGCGCGCACGCCGGCCUCAACAUUGGCCUCUGUCUGCGCGAUUGGGGCCGCAUGCGCCGCACGCCGCCCGCGCUCCUGCGGCGCGUCUUUUCGGCCCGUGAAGGAACCUCCUCGGGGCAGGGGGUGGAGGCGGCGGAGAGAUGA